Molecule: messenger RNA, 2295 nt
Organism: Striga asiatica
Lineage: Eukaryota; Viridiplantae; Streptophyta; Magnoliopsida; Lamiales; Orobanchaceae
Source: the annotation of a GenBank genome assembly
AUGAUUCAAAAAUCCCACCGGAGCGACCGCCGGUUUCUUGAAUUCCCGGCGGUCCAUCCCUGCGAAGGCAUAUCUCCGGUGACCCUUCUGGAAUCUCUGAUCAAUCUCUCAAAAUCCAUCUGCAUCAUACACCAAUCCAAACCCUUCCCGACCCAUCGAAAAAACGCCCGCGAAACAUCCCGCCAGAUUUCGAUCCUUUCAAUUUUCUUCGAGGAGAUUCGCGACCAACAGCCGGAAAAUUUUUCCGACGGCUCCAUCGUCCUCUGCCUGUCGGAUCUCCACGUGGCGUUACAGAAAAUCCGAUUCUUGUUCGAGGACUGCACGCGGGAUGGCGCAAAGACGCUUAUCUUGAUGAGGUCCCAUUUCGUGACCACCCAAUUUCGGGCCCUUGUUCGGGCCGUGGCAACGGCCUUUGACAUCCUGCCUCUUAGCUCCGUCGAGCUUUCUGGCGAGACUAAGGAGCUCGUCGAGAUGCUCUCCAAGCAGGCCCGCAAGGCGAAAAUCGAAGUCGACCCAGGAGACGAGUGCGCCAUGAAACGGAUGAUUUUAGUCUUGAACCAAUUUGAGAAUAAGCUCGAGCCCGACCCAUUUAUAGCCCGGCGGAUCUUGGCCCAUUUAGGAAUCAAGACAUGGGCCGAGUGCCACGAGGAGGUUAAAUUCUUGGACGAAGAGAUUCGGGCCGAGUAUUCAAACGGUAACGAAAGGGAAAUUCCUCUACUGAGCAGCUUGCUCGGGUUUUUGAGCUAUUGCAGGGGCGUCCUGUUCGACGAAUGCGAUUUCGUGUGUUCUGAAGUGUCCGAGGGGCGAGAUAGUAAUUUCGAGGUGCUGAGCUGUCUGAACUUGGAGGAUUUCCGGUGCCCGAUAUCGUUGGAGCUGAUGACUGAUCCAGUCACUGUGUCCACUGGGCAGACUUACGAUCGUGUCUCUAUUCAGAAAUGGCUUAAGUCGGGCAAUUUGAUCUGCCCGAAAACUGGCGAGAAGCUCACGAGCACUGAUUUGGUACCAAACGCGAGCCUCCGAAAGCUGAUUCAGCAGUUUUGUGCCGAGUACGGCGUUUCCCUCUCGAAAUCGAGGAAAAAGAAUCGGGACAUUUCGAGGACGAUUUUGCCCGGAAGCCCGUCUAACGCUGAGGCGAUUAAGUUUCUGUCCGGAUUUCUUACGGUCAGCUUAGGUUUCGGUAAUGAGAGGCAGAAGAAGAAAGCGGCCCACGAAAUUCGUCUUCUUGCAAAAUCGAAUAUUUAUAACCGAACGUGCUUAAUCGAGUCGGGUGCGAUUUUUCCUCUUCUUGAGCUGCUCUGUUCUGAUGAUCCGGCAAUGCAAGAAAAUGCGAUAUCGGGUUUGCUGAAGCUGUCGAAGCAGCCGAAGGGGGCAAAAUCGAUAAUCGAAAAUGGCGGGUUUAGUUUAGUUCUUCAAGUGCUGAAAAAUGGGCUGACACCCGAAUCCAAGCAAACUGCAGCCGCCACUAUAUUCUACCUCUCGUCAUCUCACGAGAAUCGUAAGCUGAUUGGAGAAAAUAAGGAAACUAUUCCAAGUUUGUUGGAACUGGUCAAAGAAGGGACUUCUUGCGGAAAGAAAAACUCGGUGGUGGCUAUAUUCGCUCUGUUGUUCUACCACAAAAACCGGCAGAGGGCAAUUUUGGCAAAUGCUGUGCCGAUUCUAAUAAAGCUAUUGGAGUUGCCCGAAAGAGCCGAGCUUAAAGCUGAUGCCUUAGCCGUUUUGUCUGCAUUGGCCGAUAGUGUCGAAGGGUCGUUUGAAUUCGUUCGGGCAGAGGGUUUGACUUUGACUUUGAGGUUGUUGCAUUCUAUGGAGACACGCGCGAGUAAAGAAUAUUGUGUCUCGAUUUUGCAUUCUCUGUGCCUUAACUGUGGGCAGGAAGUUGUGAGUGUUUUGGCUAAGGAUGUUUCCCUUAUGCCGGCUCUUUAUACUCUCUUGACGGAUGGGACUUCACACGCUGGUAAGAAAUCGCGCUCGUUGAUCAAGAUUUUGCAGAGGUUUUUCGAGACGAGGUCUUCUUGUUUGGUCCGGGAGGAGAUGAGGCAAGAAGUACAACACGUUGAUGCGCGAUUGAAAAUGGCGACCGAACAACCUAAACCCGCUACAGAGGGAGCAAAGAUCGAUCUUUUCGAAGACGAUGACGAGUUUGAAGAGUUCGAAGUUGAUCAAGAGUGGAAUGAUGACAAAGAAUUAAAAGAAAUUACUCAGCAAUGGGAAGAUGACUGGGAUGAUGAUGAUGUCAAUGAUGACUUCUCUCUUCAGUUGAGGAGGGAACUCGAAGGCAAUGCUGAGAAGAAAUGA